AUGAAGGAUAAGGAUUCAGGUGGUGAUAUUUUGGACGGUGAAGAGCAAAGAAAGAAGAGACGUAAAAAGGAGAAUAAGCAUCAUGCCCAAGCUAGAAAGGUAUUGCACUGGAAUUUUUCAACAUUUGUUUUCCAAAACUAUAAGCCAAAAAUGGGAGGGGGGUGUUUUAUAUAAAACUUGAAUUUUCUUGGCUUUUUCUAGAGACAAAGACUUGAGCGACUCUCUUUGGAUGUUGCAAAAAGACUGGGAGCACCUAUUGUCUGUGAUAAUUUGUACAGUCCAUCUAUAACAGGAGCCUUUCAGUUAGGUGCUAAUGACAUUAACUGUGAUAACCUAGAAGGACUAACAAAAAAUGCAUUGUUAAUUGAAGUUUUUGAUAAGUUGAAGGGUGACUUGUUAGAAGAGUCAGGUUGGGAAACACUCAUGCAGUGGUAUGAAGGCAGUUAG
This is a messenger RNA of Paramuricea clavata, 447 nucleotides long. The record is from the annotation of a GenBank genome assembly. NCBI's taxonomy places the organism in Eukaryota, Metazoa, Cnidaria, Anthozoa, Malacalcyonacea, Plexauridae.